This is a messenger RNA of Leptinotarsa decemlineata (Colorado potato beetle), 1316 nucleotides long. RefSeq names its product lymphocyte-specific helicase. NCBI's taxonomy places the organism in Eukaryota, Metazoa, Arthropoda, Insecta, Coleoptera, Chrysomelidae. Gene Ontology annotation, molecular function: ATP binding. The record is from RefSeq and is a predicted model, not a curated record.
CUUUUUUAACCUCACUUUAAAUAUUAGGCGGCAAACGUGAAUGUGAGAGUAGUGCCGAAUUUAUUUUAAUUAUCUGUUAUAUUUAUUUCUUUAUUGUUAUUUCCUAUUGAAUUUAUCCUAUCAGCAAUGAGUGACAUGGCAGGAUCUGACGAAAGUAAUGAUAUGAUCAUGAAUCAUCCAGAUAUUGAGACAAUUGAAAUAAAGAGGGAAGUAAAGAAACUCUCACAAGUGAAAUCCAAAAAAAAAGCUGAAGACGGUAUGACGAAAGAAGAAAAACUCCGUGAGAAAGAAUUUCAUCGUCUGCUCAAACUGGAAGAAAAAAGAAUAGCUGAUGAAAACCGAAAAAGAAAAGCCGAAGAAAAAAGAUUAGCUGAAGAAGAACGAAAAAGAAUAAAGGAGGAGAAACAAAAAGCCAAACAAGAACUUCUGGAGAAGAUGGAAAUGUUGAAACAGAAAAGAAUGGAAGAAAAAGCCAUUGCCGAAGAAGAACGAUUGAAAAUAAUAGAAGAGAAAAGAAUUGCUAGAGAAGAAUAUCAAGCCAAAGCCAAUGAAAGGCUUCAAAUGAAAUUGGAAGCUAAGAAAAUUGCUGAGGAAAAAGCACUAGAGAAAAGAAAAAAGAAGGCUUUGAAGGGUAUGACUUACCUGCUGAGCAUCAGUGAGAAAUACUCGGAUUUCUUCAAAGAAAAGAUCGUUGUUGAUCCUAAAAAAACUACCAUAAAACCUCUACAAGAGAGAAACAAACUUCAGCCUACUGUCAAUGAUAUGAUGGAAGCUGUUGAUAUUGACAACCAAAAAGAUAGUGACAAACAAAAAUAUAGUGGGGAGGGUUUGGCAGAUGUAAUAAAAAAGCCAAGAUUUUUCGAGGGAGGUACUUUGCGUCAGUAUCAAAUAGAUGGAGUACAGUGGAUGAAAGUUCUGUUCGAUAACGGUGUCAAUGGAAUACUCGCCGAUGAAAUGGGUUUAGGGAAAACCAUACAAGUAAUAGCAUUAAUCUGCCAUUUAUUAGAGAGAAACAUCAAAGGACCGUUUCUCAUUGUGGUUCCGCUUUCUACACUUCCAAAUUGGGAAGCCGAGUUUGCCAAAUUCGCACCGAAAAUUCCCGUUGUCGUGUUUCAUGGAUCAAAAACUGAACGUUUUUCAACCUAUAAUAAGUUGAAGAAGGAAUACUACAUUGAUAAUUUCAGAACUCAACCUGUGGUGCUGACAUCCUAUCAAGUACCGCUCAUGGAAUCAAAAUUCAUGAGUUAUUUUGAAUGGCAGUAUAUUAUCAUAGACGAAGGGCAUAGGGUGAAAAAUCAUGAGUCUAAACUUUCAAG